This is a messenger RNA of Catharus ustulatus (Swainson's thrush), 13507 nucleotides long. RefSeq names its product oxysterol binding protein like 6 (gene OSBPL6). Gene Ontology annotation, molecular function: cholesterol binding. The transcript has 25 exons. The coding region runs from base 220 to 3093 and encodes 957 amino acids. Gene Ontology annotation, cellular component: intracellular membrane-bounded organelle; perinuclear endoplasmic reticulum; plasma membrane. NCBI's taxonomy places the organism in Eukaryota, Metazoa, Chordata, Aves, Passeriformes, Turdidae. The record is from RefSeq and is a predicted model, not a curated record.
CCAGCCCCUCCUGAGCCCGGCCCCGGCACCUGUGCCCUGUACCUGUGCCCGGCCCCGGGGCAGGAGCGGGCCGGCCGCCGCAGGUGCAGUUUGGCCAAGACCGACUUCCUCUUUGGCCAUCCAUAAACCGUGAAUCAGAAGGAUGCAGAAGACUCUCCCCUGCCUUUUUGUCCAUGAGUGAUAAGAGCACAAGAUCAUUAAUACAAGUUUGCUGCAAAGAUGAGUUCAGAGGAGAAGAGUAUAUCUCCAGCUCACAAAAUAUCCACUCCAUCACAUAGAAGUGCCUCCUCUUCGUCAUCGUCUCAGAGAGACAGGAGGCAGAGUGUUCAUAUUUUGGAGAGAAAGGCUUCUUCAGGAAGCACAGACCCUUCUUUGAGCAAGCAGUUCCUUGAAAGUGAUCAUCUCUCUCUAUCCAAGGAACCUGACAGCUGGGAAAUCAUAGAGGGUCUGAAAAUAGGCCAGACCAAUGUCCAGAAGCCAGACAAACAUGAAGGUUUCAUGCUGAAGAAGAGAAAAUGGCCAUUAAAAGGUUGGCACAAGAGGUUUUUUGUCCUGGAUAAUGGAAUGUUGAAAUAUUCAAAGUCACCAAUUGAUAUACAGAAAGGAAAGGUCCAUGGAAGCAUUGAUGUUGGUUUAUCAGUCAUGUCUAUUAAAAAAAAGGCUCGUAGAAUAGAUCUUGACACUGAAGAACACAUCUAUCACCUAAAGGUGAAAUCACAGGAUUCAUUUGAUGCAUGGGUUUCAAAGUUACGGCACCACCGCUUGUACCGUCAGAACGAGAUUGUGAGAUCUCCCAGGGAUGCCAGCUUCCACAUAUUCCCCUCAGCCUCUACCACAGAGUCUUCACCAGCUGCCAACGUGUCCGAUGGAAAGGUGCAGCAAAAUAACUUCCCUUGGCAGCCUCCUAUACCUUGCAGUAACAGCCUUCCUGUCACCUGCACUACUGGUCAGAGUAAAGUAGCAGCCUGGUUGCAGGACUCUGAAGAGAUGGACAGAUGUGCAGAAGAUCUUGCUCAUUGCCAGUCUAACCUUGUGGAACUCAGUAAACUUCUUCAAAAUUUAGAAAUACUACAGAGAACUCAGUCAGCACCAAAUUUCACAGACAUGCAGGCUAACUGUGUAGAUAUUUCAAAGAAAGACAAGCGGGUCACGAGACGAUGGAGAACAAAAAGUGUCAGCAAAGAUGCAAAAAUUCAACUUCAGGAAGGGCCGGCACCGAAGGGCCAGUUGAGCACAACACGACGCCGGCAGAGACUGGCAGCUGCAGUGGCUACAACAGUCCCGUUCAGUGCUACGAUGUCCCCCGUUCGAUUGCAUUCAUCUAACCCCAACCUCUGUGCAGACAUUGAGUUCCAGGCUCCCCAAAGCCAUGUGGCAGACCCUCUGGAGUGCUCUACUGAGUACAUGAAGCUGCAAGAAGAAUUCUGCUUGAUGGCACAAAAAGUGCAUUCUCUUUUGAAGUCUGCCUUUAACAGCAUAGCUAUAGAGAAGGAGAAGCUGAAGCAGAUUGUUUCAGAGCAGGAUCUUACAGGCCACAAUGCUCAAAUAGCUCACCUCAGACAGUCCCUCUCUCAGGCUCUCAACCAGAAUGCUGAACUAAGGAGUCGCUUGAACAGAAUACAUUCAGAAUCUGUAAUUUGUGAUCAGGUUGUCAGUGUAAAUAUUAUCCCUAGUCCUGAUGAGACAGGUGAACAAAUUCAUGUCAGUUUGCCACUGUCUCAGCAAGUUUCUAAUGAAAGCAGGCUCUCUAUGUCUGAAUCUGUUUCAGAGUUCUUUGAUGCACAGGAAGUGCUUCUGUCUGCCAGCUCGUCAGAAAAUGAGGCUUCUGAUGAUGAAUCUUAUAUCAGUGAUGUGAGUGACAAUAUAUCUGAGGACAACACCAGUGUUGCAGACAACAUUUCUCGGCAAAUUCUUAAUGGCGAGCUAACAGGAGGAGCAUUCAGAAAUGGACGGAGGACUUGUCUCCCAGCUCCCAGCCCUGACACCAGUAACAUCAAUCUCUGGAAUAUUUUGAGAAAUAACAUUGGCAAAGAUCUUUCCAAAGUGUCCAUGCCAGUUGAGCUAAAUGAACCUCUGAAUACCUUGCAACAUCUUUGUGAAGAGCUGGAAUACAGUGAGCUCUUGGACAAGGCUGCUGAAACAGAUGAUCCUUAUGAGCGCAUGGUUCUCAUAGCUGCCUUUGCAGCAUCAGGCUAUGCCUCUACGUACUUUAGGGCAGGAAGCAAGCCAUUUAACCCAGUGCUCGGUGAAACUUAUGAAUGUAUUAGAGAAGACAAAGGAUUUCGAUUUUUCUCAGAGCAGGUUAGCCACCAUCCUCCCAUUUCGGCCUGCCACUGUGAAUCGAAAAACUUUGUGUUUUGGCAAGAUAUCAGAUGGAAAAACAAAUUCUGGGGGAAAUCAAUGGAAAUUCUACCUGUUGGAACCUUGAAUGUGACUCUUCCAAAGUAUGGAGAUUACUAUGUCUGGAACAAAGUCACUACUUGCAUACAUAAUAUUCUCAGUGGAAGGAGAUGGAUAGAGCACUACGGAGAGAUAACUAUAAGAAACACAAAAAGCAGUGUUUGUAUUUGUAAACUCACUUUUGUCAAGGUGAACUACUGGAAUUCAAAUGUAAAUGAGGUCCAGGGUGUUGUGAUAGAUCAAGAAGGGAAGGUGGUUCAUCGUCUUUUUGGGAAGUGGCAUGAAGGCCUCUACUGUGGGGUUGCACCUUCAGCCAAGUGCAUAUGGAGGCCAGGCUCCAUGCCAACCAAUUAUGAGCGUUAUUAUGGCUUCACAAGGUUUGCUAUUGAGCUCAAUGAAUUAGAUCCCUUACUGAAAGAUCUUCUUCCUGCAACAGAUGCACGAUUCAGGCCAGAUCAAAGGCUUCUGGAGGAAGGAAAUAUAGAAGCAGCAGCGUCUGAGAAACAAAGAAUAGAGGAACUCCAGAGAGCCCGGAGGCGGUACAUGGAAGAAAACGGCAUUGAAUAUGUACCCAAAUUUUUUAAAAAAGUUAUUGAUGCUAAUCAAAGAGAAGCCUGGGUUACCAAUGAAACCUACUGGGAACUGCGAAAGGAUCCUGGCUUCAGUAAAGUAGACAUUCCUGUACUCUGGUAAACUGAGAAUGUAGACCUAGUAAACAUAUCACUCUGAAGAAAAAAAAAAUAACUAUGCACAAUAAGUUUCUUAUAGCUAAGCGUGGUUUGUGGGUCUACAGAAAAACCAUAUCAUAUGCAUUUAUAUUCAUCUUUGUAAUGGACUUUUGGAAGUGCGUUAGACCAGGUCCCUGACCACUUCUGGAUCUUUCUAAUUUUGCAGCAGCCAUCAAACCUAAAAAAAAAAAGGAAAAAAAAAAGAAAAAAGGAAGCAGAAACCUUUUAAAGUUUCAUACGCUGAAAAUUCAGAAAUAAAGAAGCAGAUGAAUUAUCCAAAGUCACUCGGAAGAGGUGGUAAGCGCAAAACUGCAACCGGUGCUUUAAACAGACAUUAAGAGUAAUACAAUUUAAAUUAAAAAAAAAAAAAAGAAAGAAAAAGGGAAAAAAUCCAUUUUGUUUCAACUAUUUUUGUUAAAAACUCUUGGGUCACAACACUGUCAUUUCUGGCUUCAGGUUAGUCCUUUGGUGUGAUGUGCUUGGACUGGCCUUUGUCAAAAAGAUGCUUUUCUGGAAGCUGUUCCCAUUCAUAUGCCAUUGUUCAUGCCUUAACAAAAUAUGAAGAUGUACAUUAAGUAAUUUUAAAAUAUCUAUGCUUAGGCUUGUGUGAAGGGCAGAUUUUUAAAGCUCUAGAAUUUUAUCACAAUAUAAAUACUGAAAGACCUGCAUUAUUUGAAAUCAAAAGAUAACCAAACAUCUGACUGUAUUUCAGAGGUAUGAGUUCUACUGUACAUGCUUUAGCUUUGGGAUGCUGACUGUAUAAUCAGACUGAAAAGAAACUGCUAGCUGGUUGAAUUUCAAUUUUGGUAAAUGCAUAUGAGUUGCUAGUCAGAAAGUUCAUAUUCUGAAUGGCUGAUAAUGAGAUGCAGUCGUCACAUUUAGUACUGGCUGGACAUAGACCUCUCAGUGAGUCUCAUUUUCCCAUAGCUUUUUAUACAAUUAGAAACCCCUGAAGCUUUGCAACAGUGCUAAAAGCACAGAGAGAUUUCAUGCAAAGGUUUCUGUCUUCUGUCCAGAAGCUGGAUGGUACUGUAAACGCAACUGUUUUCUGCCACACACACUUUAUUUUCCUGACUCUGUUUUUCCCCAUCCGCUUGUCUUAUCGAAAUUUAUGUUUGGGAGUAUGGCAGAGGGUCCCAUGUGUUACAGCAAAAAACUUCUAGUUGUGUUGCCAAAACAGCUUUUGUGCAAAAUACACUUUACAUUUUUUCAUAAAGUGGUUCUAUAUUUUAUGAUUAAAAACAAAGUCUCUUAUGUGUUGCUAAACCUCAGUUAAUACAAGUGGGAGAAGAUUUGGCAUUUUCUAUUUGAAAAUCUCUGAAACAUUAAACAGUAGGAGGGCAGAUCUUAAUGAAAGAAAAAACAGUAAUUUAUUUGAUAAGAGCUACAUUCCAUAUGGUAUGAUCUAGUCUUCCAUUUAUGCAUGUUUUAUACAUCCCACCACAGAUGAUAGGUUAGAUUUCAUGCACAGGCUCUGCAUUCCUUUGCAUACGUGACAUGCAAUUUUUCUAUUUAAGAUUCCAGCCCUGAGGUCAAAAAUAAAUUUAUUAGAUAGGUAUGUGAUCUGCCAGCAGAACUGCUUGAACAGUUGUCAGGGCAUUACCACACAUCCCCAGCUCUUAGCCUGCUUCUUCUUUUUCCAGAGUCAGGUCCCUAUACAACUGAGAUUGCUUUGGUUAUUUAAUAUUAAUUUAGUUCUCCCUGUUGAUUGUAUAGGAAAGUAACUAGCAGAGCAACUAGCUGCUAAUCAGUUCCAAUUUCUUCACACGGUUCUCUUACAGAAAGAAUUAUGAAAACCCACAGAAAAUAUUAAGUAGACUUUUUAUGAAUUGUGAAUGGUCAUGAAUUUUUAAAUAAAAAUUUGGUAUAAAAAUACCUGUGUAGAUUAAUGGGAUUUCUUCCAAAGAAAAUUUUAAAUUAUUCAAAGAAUAAAUUUUAAGUUAUUCAAAUAAUGUUAUAUUUCUCUUUCCUAGUUGGACCUAGUCUGAUUUAUUCUUAUUUUUAUUCUGCAGUUAUUAUUAUAAGAAAAUGAAGUAUAUCAAAGUUGUUUGUUUAAAUAAUAUUUGGUUAAGGUCAUCCUACUUGCUUUAAUAAUACACUAGGAAUCAAAUUGGCACAUUGUGUGUAAAAUAGCAAUGAAUUAUUCCAUGUAGUUUUCUUUAAAACCAAUCCUAUUAAAAAUUUGCCCAUCUUUUGCUCCAGUCUUUGUGUGCAGUUCACCAUGAUACUAGGAAAUAUUAUUUGUGUAUGACUGCAAGCACAAUUGAGGGACAGAGCUGCAUGUUCUCAAAUCUUUAAUUAAAUGUAGAAAGAAGGUCUUUAGUUUUACAGCAUUCUGGCAGUGCUCUGUGAAUGCCAUUAUUUGCAAUACAAACUGAAACUUGGUGGUCACUAAAAUUCUAUCAUUGAAUAGAUUUUUACAAUUCUUUAUUUGACACUCAUUGAAAGAAAACUAAUGCUAACAUUUUUUAAAUAUAGAAAAUCUGUGGUAUGCUAAAUCUUUCUAUUGAAGGCACUUUCUAAACCAAGUGAAGGUUAAAUUAAUUAAUUAGUAAGUAGAAAAGACACAAAUGAUGCAGCAUAAGAUAUUUGCAGUCUAUACCAGAAAUGAAAAAGUUCAAGCAGAUGUACCAUAGUUUCUUGUAGUGCAGAAUUCUCUGUAUUCUGCAAAAUAUUCUCUGCAAAAUCUUUUAUUGCAUUUUUUCCUCUAACUUUGGCAGCCAUAAUGGCAUAUUUUGUGCUGUUUCUAAAGUGGAUAGGUACUAGGACUUCUAUCCAAAUUACAAUUUUUAGUCAACCUGUGACAUUUCACACCAUUGAGUUAGAUGGGGAGAGUUUUCCCCAUUCCUAGCGCAGAACUGAGUAUCCCAUGCUGCAAAGAGAGUGCACCCCUGGCUGUUUUGCAGCCUGGCACCUUUUGUAAAUGCUUGCUGCUUUUUGGCAGGGUUGCUGCUCAGACAUCACUUGCCAGCACGUGGGAUUUUUCUGCUCCGGGAACAGACCUUUUCACUUCCAUGGAACCUCGGGAAGUGUUUCCUGGCCCAGUCCUCAAGUUGAGCAGUGUUCCUCUGGUUGAAGCUUUGCCAUUUGGCAUGCCAUCUCACCCUCCUAAUUAGAUGUCACCUGUGAAUUAGUUGUCAAGUAGUCCUGUGUCCUGGUGCAGGUCACUGGUGAGGUGUUGGUUGGCACAGUCACAGAGCUGACCCCUGCAGGGCUGCCAGCAGGGCAUGAACCAUUGACCAGUGAGUGCCCUUCAAGCCUGACUUUCAAGCAGUUUUCAGCCCAACUCACUCCAUUUAUCCAGGCAGUAUUUCCCUUUGGAGGGCAUGAAAAAUGCUAUCCAACUCAGUAGGUUUAAUUGCUGUAUGCUUGGUAAGUGUUGAAAAUUAAUGUAAAACAUUUGACAUGUAAAACUUUUUAUGCAAUUUAAGAAGAUCUUUCACAUCAAAGACAUAUGCUUUUCUCCUGUGUUUUCUCAAAACACUUCUGUAUAAAAAUACACAAUACUUAUGCUUUAUUUCACAAUAAUGAGCUGUACUUUCUAUUAAUAUUUUUAAAGUGUAUCUUAAUUUCUUCCUUUUUCUGGUGCUUUGGAUAUGAUAGGGUAAUAGUAGCUAUUUUCAUCAAAUGCACUGUCUUACAAAGAUUUAAAUAGCUUCAUUCUUAUUUUAGAUUAUCAAGAUGGCAGAGUUUUGGCAUAUUAGAAUUUUUUAUCUCAAAGGAAAAUAUGAUUUGAGUUGAUUUUCAUGAAGUAUCACUGUGAUUAAAAAGUCAUCUAGGCACCCACUCUAAUUUUAGACAGACGUAAGCUGCAUGAAAUAAACUGGUUUUUAUUUGGCUUUAAAAGUGCAAUUCCCACUAUAACAGUCUUUUCAUCAUGCAAAUGUUACCCUUCUUUUUUCUCCUUUUGAACUUCUGACUCUGAGCAAGCCCGUACAGCACCUGUGGGUUUUAUGUGAGUAGCACAUGCCAGGCAUGUGUCAAGUACUGCAAUUGGCACAGGGUUGAAAGAUAUUAUCCUUCAUUCCCUGCCAAGCACUGCCAAUGCUUUAUGGAAACAAACUGCACAAACCUUCAGGCAAAGGAGCCAGUGCUGGUCCUGCCCCCAUGGGCACCUGCGAGCUCCUUGGAUCUGGGCCAUGUCCUCUGUUCCCCAUGGAGGGAAGUGGAAUUCUCACCUCUCAGCAGUGGGGCCCAGCUCAAUUGCAGUCUUAUACUGAGCUUCUCCUCAAAAAGUCAGAAUUUUUAGAAAUCCCCUGGAGGGAAGGAGAAGUUCAUUUGCAAUUGCAAAAUAACCAAGAGGACUGGAUAUGUCUCUUCUCUGUUUUGCAAAACUUGCUCUCAUUAGUAAAUGCCUAUUAGUAUAGGGAAGGUUUGUGUGCUCUCCUUGUUUUACAGGAUUUUAGACUUACUCUGGUGCAACAAUAUUAACAAUAAGCUAUAAACAAUAACUAUUUUUCAUGUCUUGGCUGCAGAUGUAAUCUGAGGAAUGGACAUUUUCAGAUGGCCUUAGUAAUAAUAGAGCAGCAUAAUUAAAGCAAAGGAGAGUUUUUCAGAUUAAAUCCAUCUGAAAGUGUGUUUGUAUUCAUAGACUAAAAUGUUAGGAGUGGUUAAGCUAGGGAGUUUUGCCCACCUGGGGGAAUAAGAUUAAUAUUGACAGAAGUGUAUCAGAAACACUGGAAUGGCCUCAGUGGUAACCUUGUGUUUUACACAGACCCAUGAGAAACCUAAGGAAAUUUGCUAUGUCAUAACCACUUACCUUGACAGCUACUGGGGCUAAAAAACACGACCUUGUUUUUUUUUUUUUUUGUUUCUAUCUGUCGUUAAGUAACAGUCAUCAAAACUGUGUAAAUCUUGACUGUGCAUAUAUUGAUAAUUUCAAGGUAUAUUUAGUAUAAAAAGUAGUAUAAUUUUCUACUUCACCAUUCCUGGUUACUUUUAUGGUAAUUCGGAUAGCAAUCAAUAUUUUCAUGAAGAAAGGUUGCUUUUUUUUUUUCAUGGAAGAAUCUAGACUGUGUAAUAAAGGUGUGAUUAUUCCUGGUGAGAGUAUGUCCAUAAGCUCCAUUACAACAGUGACUGGCACCCAGGAGAAUGCUGCAAAUCUGCUUAAGGUCAGAGAAAUUGCACAUUUACAGCAAUUUAUCUUAUUUUUGUAUUACAUAUUGUAAAGAAUCCACUUACAAAAGCAAAUACAUUAUUUAGUCUUAAACUAGGUAUGUAAAACCUUUAUUCAUUUUCUUUAGUAUAAAUUAUAUAUAUUUCUUGCAUUAAACUGAAAAUUAUCUUUAUGAAAGGAUUUUUAUACAGUUUCUUGCAAGUUCAAAAAAUAAUGUUGGUGUAUUAUGUGUUUUAUAUACCAGCCUCCUCCGUUGCCAGAUUUUGUGGCAUUAUAAACUCAUCAUCUCUAAUUUUUAAUUUUUUUUUUAAAUUUCCUUGCAAUCUUUGUCAAAUCUCAGAAAAGAAAGGCAAGGGAGAGAAAACAAUGCAGAAUGGUGAAACUAGUCACAGAAGCUCUGUCAAUGUGAGAUGCAACAAAACAGAAAACUUUCUAACUUGUAGGAAUUAAAAUGUCAGCAGAACUGCUGAAUUUGUUCCAGAAUGGUUAUCUCAAUACCAUUUUUCUUUCCACUGAUCCAUGACAGUGUGAAAAAAGGGAAGAUUGGAGACAUUUGCUCAGAAUUAAUGCUGAAGGUGAAGAGAAAUUUUUACUCCUUUUAUAAGUAAAAAAUUACUGUAGCCAGCAUUUGGCUGAAGGUGUCUUGGUAAUGUGGACAAGAAAGACAGUUACAUAGUCUGAAUAUAUAAUCAGCAGUGUGUAAUAUGUUCUUUCUGACCUGUGAAUAAUUCAUUGAAGUAUGGUAAAGCUACUUAUUGGUACUCAUGGAGCAGUGAUACAGGUAUCUCAUGUGAAACACUAAAAUGUAUUUUCAUAUUGACUGCUAUUUUUAGUGUCUGCAUUAAUGAAAGAGGAUAUCUUAUGCUAGUGUAUAAUGUUGCUGGCCCAGAACAUUAGGCAUGCAGAUGGGAAGAGGUGAGGAAAGUCCUUCAGAAAUUCAGAAGAGGGUAAAUUCUCUGAGAAUCAAAAUGAUGUGCUCUCCAGUGGCAAAUACUCAACCAGAACUGUUCUUCAUUGAGCUACUUGCUUCUCAUGCAGGUUGGUGUAGUCACACAUGCAACCUCUUGUUCUGAAACUACAUCUCGUUUUAGGAUUGUGCUUGUGUCCCAAGGGUUGCUUUGUCAUGUCCACCAAGAAUAAUCAGUGCUUGAGUCAGGACUGCAAACUCAGAUUUGUGUCUAGUAGUCCUGUGCUGAAUGCUCUCCCUUUCUUUGUUAAAGUCACCUAAACAAGGAAUAUUAUAGUAAUAUUAACAUAGUGAAUACAAGGUUAAUCCUCAGUAUUUUCCAGGGGAAGGAAAAUUCAGGUUAGCUUCUUUAACUAUUUAGAAGAAAUACACGUGAGAUCUUCUGUUAUCCUUUACUUUGCUUAAUAUUUUAUAAAAUAUUUUGAGACUGGAUCUCAAUAAAUAUAUUAAAAUUACUUUAUCUCCUACCUUGAAGUCAGCAAUGAAAAUUGUCGUUCCAAUUUAAGGUUGGAAAAUAAGUCUAUUUAAUUUUUGAAAUAAGUACUACUGACAUUUUUUAGUAGUUAAGAUACAGUAUAGCAAAUUCAGAUCGCAAUACAUUUUCUUUUCUGCUGAGUCUCACAGAAGAUCUGUCUGAGCAUUAAAAUAAGUGCUGAUGAGUGCAUUUUGGUAUGCAGGCAAAAAUGCAAAAUGACAACUUCUACCUUAGUAAGCUUUCUCUCUAAUUAGCAAAGACACUGUUCUUGUUCCUUUUAAAUAAUUUCUAGACUACUUACUUUCAAACAUCUUUUCCACAGUAAGAAUUAAUCCCAUGAAGACUUGAGUUUUAAAAAGUAAACCAUGUCUGGAAUUCUGCAGACAUGAAGGGUGGUGUUCAUGUUGUGCUAAAUGUCCACUUCUCAGGGUGGACCAUUAAAAUUUCACCCUCAGGCCAAAAAUAAAUACCAGUGAGCUUUUCCAGUGGGAUUCCUCUUUGUAAAAGGAUUUGUGUCUAUGUUAUUUACUGUAAAAUAAGUGAGAAAUCAAGCUGCCAGCAUCUGAUGUCUGAAAUAUUUUUCUUUCCCUGAAUUGCAUAGCAAACUACCUGUUCUUUAUCUGUUACUGCUAGAUUGUCCGAGGGAUACUUUUAUUUAGCACAUGAAAAGCCAUCAUAAAAUGAAACUGCUGUGGUAUCAAGACAGAUUAAUAUGAUAGUUUUGUAUUAGGAUAUUACGUAUAAUUUAUGUUUUGCAAUUAGUAGCAAGACUCUUCUCUGGGUCUCAAUCUACUUUUCUUUGCAUAAUUAACUGGUGAUGUAUGAUUUCUCAGUAUUUCAACAGCAAAGAAUUAUGUAUUUCUCUCACUUUUGCACAAAGCUAAUAUAAAUUGGGAAUAAUGUCACACAUUUUUGUGUGUGAUUAGAUCCCAUGCGCACAUGUAUGAAAUGUUGUAAAUGUUAGUAUUUUUACCUUGCUCAGAUUCUGAGAAUGCCAUUAGAAGAGUAAGGUUUAGGUUAGUUGUCAUUUUUAUACUGCCUUACUGAGCUUCUUUGCUUUUAAGAACCUUUCAGGUGGUAGACUGCCCUGUGCCAAUUCCUUAGCAGGCCAAAAUGUCAGAACCUAAACAGCUAAAGGAGCAUUCUUUGCUGAUUGCUGGUAUCCAUGCGCUCAUUGUGAAAAAACCCAAACCAUAUCUGUCCAUUCCUUGUACACCUCUUUGGGUAGCUUACUUGUAAAACGAGAUCCUCAGAGUCUUUCUGCUGUGGUUAUGCUAUUAUGUCAGGUACAAAGGCAAGCAGAAACUUGCUCUGUGGUUUAAAGGAAGAAUUUAAACGCAAAAAGUUGCUUUUUAGAAGUAUAACAUAUAGAGCCAGUACUACUUUUGAGUGGAUAGUGUCUGUUUUAAAGGAAAAUAACAGACUGUAAUGAGAAAGGGUCUGAGUGCUUAGAUGCACCAGAUAAAUUUUUUUCCAUUGUUUGAAAGCAAUAGAAAAGUUUACUUAAGGGAUAGAAAGACAGUGUGAAGCAUUUAUGUACCUAGCUACCCAAAUGUUGCAGAAUGCAUUGUUUUUUGAUUACUUCAGUGUUAAACCUGACAUGCAGUGCUCCUAAUUUCACACUCAAAAGUUUGCUGUGGACUUCCAUAGUGAGAUGACAAAGAAUAGGAUGAUGGGAAAAAAAAUCAAUACCAUAAUUUCUAAAUAACUCCGAGUAAUAGAACAUUAAUUUGCAGAUAUUUGUAGUGAAAAUUAUAUAAGCUAUUUAUAGGAUUGCAGUUUUUAAAAGCAUAAGUUUGGUCCUUUGUAAUACAUUCAGUAAUUUAACAUUUUAAAAAAUAUUGUUAAUUGUUCUUGAUUGAGUUCCUGCAAAUGGAUUCAUCUGUUCUUGACUAUUCACAAGUCUUAUUAAUUCUGAUUCCAAAUAUGUGCUUAUUAUGCCUGUAAAAGCAAUUUUAUUGCUUAUGAUUGUAAACAUCAGCAGCUGAGGAGCAAUACAGAAAGGAUGUAAUUUGUGUGUUCCAAAUCUAUAAACUUUUAUUUCACUGCAGGAGUUGAUCAGCAGCGCACAUCAGAUUUUUUUCCUGCUCCAUCUGCUUGGACUCUGACGUUGCACAGGCAUUGAUGUGUACUUAGCAUAAACAUUGCAAGCAGUGCUCUUUUAAAUCAGUUUAAAAGAUGUAGAUGCCUAAGUUCAAAUAAAAACGCUUUACAGUGACAUUCCUAAGAAAACAAUGUACUGGCUUACCUGGUUACCCCAGGUUUUGUAGCACUUGAUUUCUAAUUCCUAAUGCUUGAGCAAAUGAGCACUAUACAGAGGCUGAGCUGCUGUUGGUACUGCACUCCCUGUUGAACCCAGAGACCUUCCAGGUGAGUGGAUGAUCUAGCUGCCCAAAUCUAUUUCAGCUCUAGGCUAAUGUGCAGUCAAGCCUAGGUAUUCAACUAGUUGACCUUAAGCCUAAUUUUGAACAUGUGCACUAUGUUGUGGAAGAUAAAAUGUGUGAAAUGCAGCUGGUUUGACUGCUUACCACUCCGAGCAAUAUAUCUGACUUUGACUCUUUUGCAUUUUGGAACCUUAUUCUGGAGCUUGUAGUUUUUAAAAACAAGUUAACUUCAUGUCUCUGCUAAGCUCAAUUAAGUAUGACAUUUGGAAUAAAGAACAGUGCAUUAAAACAAUUACAAUUCAUCAUAUUAUGUCCCAUUCUGGCAAGCUUAAUUGUAAGAAUAUUUGCAAUCCCUGCUCCUGUUUCCCAAUACUUUCCCCAGGAUGGUGCCAGCCCAGAGCUGAGGAUUGCUAACACUGUAUGCCAGUCAAAAAAGGGAGUCUAAUCUUUCUGAUUUAUGGAGCAGGGGGUAGCAGGCUAAGAGCACGCUCUGCAUCUUAGCCUGGAGAAGGAUGAAUGUAAGAAAGUGCCUCCCUCUGUCCAGGCUUUAGCACAUACAUAAAAUUGCUUUCUUUCGGUAUUGUAAGUUUUCUGGCUACUUCUGAGAGUAAACCUAGCCAGAAAAGAGCAGUAAUAAAACAGUUUUAGGUUUCCAUAUAAUGCAGCUGCAACACUUAUUGUGUGUCUUUGCACUUGUAAGUUGGUUUUGAAGGUACUGUUGUAGUAAUCCAGAGAGCAGAUGAGGCCUCACACUGACUACCUCUCAUGCAAUAAAACCCAAACUCAUUCAGUAGUUAACGUUGAUUACAGUUGAGCAUCCUUUGGCCACAUGAUUCAGGGAGGUGGUAGUGGGGGGAAUAGUAAACAACAAAUGAUAAUAAAGGCUCUAUUCCAGUGAUGUAUUUGAUAUACAUGAUACCCAUAAUACCAACUCCAACUGAAGGUGGUCCUACAGCUUCUGGUAGGAAAUAAAAAGUGAAUUUGGCUAUGCUAUAGUUUUUGUUGUGCUCUAAAAUGUUACAAAAGAUGUCAUCUGUUUCCUUCAGGCAAAGUCAGAUUUUCCAGGAUAUUGUGUCCAAAACGUACACGCAAUUCUAAUUUUUGAGGAAACACGAUGCUCUUUUACCUGUUGCAAUGUAAUUGGAUACUGCAUGUACAAAUGACUUGUGUAGCCUGCCAAUGAAUGUUGCUAAUGCCUUACCAAAAAAAAAAAAAAAAGAUAAAGCAUAUUUUUUGUAUUUUUUUUUCCUCAGAGGCAAAUCCAAACAAUGCUAGAUUUGGGAAACUGUUUACUGAAAAGCAUUUUCUAAUAGAUCUCUGAAGAAGUGCAAUUGUAUAAUUACUAUUGUUCAGUGCAUACAGUACAUUGUCUCCAUCACUCUGUACACUGCUGCUAUUAGUGCUUGUUCUAAUAAAUCUCAAUGUACACUGUUUAAA